Messenger RNA from Papaver somniferum (opium poppy), 1242 nucleotides. RefSeq lists its product as uncharacterized. Lineage: Eukaryota; Viridiplantae; Streptophyta; Magnoliopsida; Ranunculales; Papaveraceae. The coding region runs from base 1 to 1242 and encodes 413 amino acids. The transcript has 6 exons. The record is from RefSeq and is a predicted model, not a curated record.
AUGCAUAUUCCAUCUGUUAAUCCAUCUCAGGCUACUCAACAACGAGAUAUUUCUCCAACUACUAGAGUCAAGAAGCCAACAGAUAAGAAGACAACUGCCUUAGUUGCUACCAUUGUUCAUUCUUUGAGUUCUCAUGAAGUUGCUAAGUCAAUGGUGGAAAUUCCAGAUAAGGUACAACCUUUAAUAUCUUCUUUUGGUGAAUUAUUUCCUGCUGAGUUACCAAAUACUUUACCUCCUAUGAGAGAUUUACAGCAUAAAAUUGACUUUAUACCUGGAACUUGUCUUCCUAAUCAACCCCAUUAUAGAUUAAUUCCUAAAGAGCAUGAGAUACUACAAGGACAGGUUGAUGAUUUGUUACAAAAAGACUGUAGAGCUUUAAACAGAGUUAUUGUACCAUAUAGGUUUCCUAUACCAAGAAUUGAUGAUAUGAUUUCUGGUGCUAAAGUGUUUACAAAGCUUGAUUUACGUAGUGGAUGUCAUCAAAUACGUAUUCGUGAAGCUGAUGAGUGGAACACAACAUUCAAAACAAAAGAAGGCUAUGUUGUAUCAGAUACUGGUAUUUAUGUGGAUUAUUCUAAGAUCAAAGAAAUUUUUGAUUGGCCUACUCCAACAUCUAUACGUGAAUGUGAUACUUUUGAAUGGUUUGAACAAGCAGAUAAAAUCUUUAAUAUACUCAAAGAAAGGUUGUGUAGCGCUCCUGUUCUUGCCAUGAAAACCUUUGAUAAAAUUUUUGAGAUCCAUUAUGAUGCUUCUAUUCUUAAGAACUGGCAUCCUUAUCGUAUUCACAGUGAGUUUGUUAUCAAUACUGAUAAUCAGGCUCUUAAAUUUUUGAAAACUUCAGCAAAGGUCAAUAGAAUGCAUGAUAGGUGGUUAUCUAUUAUCAGUCAGUACACUUUUUCUACUAAACAUCAGAGUGGAAAACUUAAUCAAGUUCUUGAUGCUUUGAGUAAAAGAGCUCAUCUUGUUGUUACUCUCAAACAUGAGAGUUUAGCUUUUGAUUUCGUGAAAGAUCUGUAUAGUGAAGACAAAGAUUUUCAAAAACUCUGGGAGAAGUGUCGUUCUUCAACAGGAAGUGUUGAUGAUUUUCUCAUUCAAGAAGGAUUUAUUUUUAAAGGAAAUUGUUUAUGUAUACUACAAUGUUCUCUACGUCUUCAUUUAAUCCAGGAAUUACAUGGCAGUGGCCUUGGUGGACAUUUUGGGCGUGAUAAAACCAUAGCUUUGGUUGAGGAACAUUAUUUCUGA